AUGGCUCCAAAUCGGAGUGUUUUAGGAUUUUUGAACUCAAAAACUAUUAGUACGGUUUUCACCAAUAGUAUUGUAAAAACUCCAUAUCGUUAUGUGCAUGGAUGUAAUAAUUGUGACAAAUUUUUGGGCGGUCCGGCUAUUUCCGCAGCUUCCUUAGCACGUAAAAAUUAUAAUAUCGGUGGCAGACAUCGAUUUAUUCACACGACGAACCAUUUGAGUGCUCGAGCUGACUACUACAAGGUCCUCGGUGUCGCUAAGAAUGCUUCUUCUAAGGACAUAAAGAAGGCAUACUACCAGUUGGCCAAGAAGUAUCAUCCUGAUGCGAAUAAGUCUGAUCCAGAAGCUUCCAAGAAGUUCCAAGAAGUAUCUGAAGCUUAUGAGAUACUGUCUGAUGAAAACAAGCGCAAACAAUAUGACACAUUUGGCACUACUGCGGAUGAUAUGGGAAUGGGCGGUGGGCCUACAGGAGCUGAUGGUUUCACCCACCAAUGGCAGUACAAGUCCACCAUAGACCCAGAAGAGUUGUUCCGGAAGAUAUUUGGUGAUGCUGGCUUCAAAAGUGAGGCUUUCAGUGAUUUUGCUGAGUCCAAGUUUGGAUUUGGAGCUGCACAAGAGGUUGUAGUGAACCUCCGUUUCACAGAAGCAGCGCGUGGUGUGACCAAAGACAUUAAUGUGAACGUAGUGGACACAUGUACCAAGUGCCAGGGCUCCCGCUGUGAGCCUGGUACUAAAGCCAUUAAGUGUACUUACUGCAACGGGACCGGAAUGGAGACAUUCUCUCGAGGUCCAUUUGUGAUGCGCUCCACUUGCCGACACUGCCAUGGAACUCGAAUGCUAAUCAAGUUCCCUUGCGUCGAGUGUGAAGGGAAAGGACAGUCGGUCCAACGCAAGAAAGUGAAAGUGCCAGUGCCGGCUGGAGUAGAAGACGGACAGACAGUCCGUAUGGCAGUCGGGAACAACAGUGAGAUAUUCGUCACCUUCAAGGUGGAGAAAUCCAAUUACUUCCACAGGGACGGGCCUGAUGUACAUACUGAUUGUACCAUAUCCGUGGCCCAAGCCUUGUUAGGUGGCACAGUCAGAAUACAAGGACUAUAUGAAGACCAUACUUUGCAGAUAAUGCCAUGCACAUCUUCACACACCACCAUCAGACUGUCACGGAAGGGUAUGAAGAGAGUGAGCCAACAUGGUUAUGGUGAUCACUAUGUGCAUAUCAAAAUACAAGUACCAAAAUCGUUGUCGAGCAAACAGAAGGCGCUUAUGUACGCGUACGCAGAGCUAGAAGAGGAUACUCCCGGACAAAUACACGGCGUCUCCCUCGACAGAGAUGAAAAGGCAAAAACUAGCAGUGAUACAGGGGCCGGUAAAUCGAAAAGUUCAGGAACGUUUACGGGGGGUGAACACAUUCACCAAGCGAAUCGCGAUACCGACGAUCGUGAGCGAAAUAAUUCGAAAACGUGGACGUUUCUAGAGAGUUUGGGGGAUGCCUAUAAGAGUAAUAAAAUGUAUUUUGUGAGUGGUUUCGUAAUGGCGGUGAUUGUCAGUAUGUAUGUGAUGAUGCAUGAUCCCUUGGACCGGUUUGGUGCUAAUAAGUACGUGACCACGUUAGACAACUUGCCGACUAAGGAUAUCGAUACGAAUUAUGGAUAUCAGAGAGCGAUUAAACGUGAAAGGGAACAACAUCCUGAACUUUAUCAGGAUUUGAAGGAGGCAUAA
This is a messenger RNA of Spodoptera littoralis (African cotton leafworm), 1713 nucleotides long. The record is from the annotation of a GenBank genome assembly. Lineage: Eukaryota; Metazoa; Arthropoda; Insecta; Lepidoptera; Noctuidae.